AUGGCCCCCAAGAGCAAGAAGGCUGGCGACACCAUCGCCUCGCGCCUGGCGCUUGUGAUGAAGAGUGGAAAGGUCACCCUUGGCUACAAGACCACCAUCAAGACCCUGCGUUCCGGCAAGGCCAAGCUGGUCAUCAUCGCCGCCAACACCCCUCCUCUCCGCAAGUCUGAGCUCGAGUACUACGCCAUGCUUGCGAAGACUCCUGUUCACCACUACUCCGGUAACAACGUGAGUGAACCUCGGGAUACGGAGCGCACAUACGCUAUCGAGUUGGGAACUGCCUGCGGUCGUCUCUACCGCUGCUCCACCAUGACUGUUCUGGAUGCUGGUGACUCUGACAUCCUUACCAGCCAGUAA
This is a messenger RNA of Aspergillus calidoustus, 357 nucleotides long. The record is from the annotation of a GenBank genome assembly. NCBI's taxonomy places the organism in Eukaryota, Fungi, Ascomycota, Eurotiomycetes, Eurotiales, Aspergillaceae.